AUGGCGUCAUACAACACUGGUUAUGAAGAUGAACUAUUUCAACAUCCCGUUAGCCAAACUUUCCAUUGUAGUAUAUGUCUGAAUGUUUUGAAGGAUCCAGUUUCGUGUCGACAUAAUGAGCAUUUGUUCUGUCGAACUUGUAUCACCAUACAUCUCAUGAACUUUCAAACAUGUCCAUCGUGUAUGGAACCACUCACUGUCGAAUCACUGCGCCAAGCACCUCGGACCGUAACGAACUUACUUUCCGAAUUAAAGAUCCGCUGUCAAUUCUUCGAUCGUGGUUGCGGACAGUUUGUUGAAUUAGGAGAUCUCGAAAGGCAUGUCACUGACUGUGGAUUCGCCCCAGCAGUCUGCUCUAACGAAGGAUGCCAACUUGAGGUAAAUAAACAAGAUUUACUACACCAUGAAACAGCUAUGUGUGAACUACGCAGAGUCAAGUGCGACAAUUGCAACGAAAUCAGACAAGAUAUGGAUACAGUGAAAGUUAAUUUGGCAGCAAUGAAUGAAAAGUUGAAAGGAGUUGGGGAACAGUUGGUCAGACAUGAGAAAAAGAUGGACAGAAAUGAAAAAAAGGUGGACAGAAAUCAGGAGAACGUCAAAACAAAGUUUGAAAAUGUGGUCGCAAAAGUUGAACUGUUCAAGAACAACUUCGAGGACAACUCAACAAGCAGGAAGAAUGCAAUCGCCGGCUUGAAGCGGACAAUAUGGAAAUGA
Messenger RNA from Paramuricea clavata, 714 nucleotides. The record is from the annotation of a GenBank genome assembly. NCBI's taxonomy places the organism in Eukaryota, Metazoa, Cnidaria, Anthozoa, Malacalcyonacea, Plexauridae.